Molecule: messenger RNA, 1779 nt
Organism: Aspergillus glaucus CBS 516.65
Lineage: Eukaryota; Fungi; Ascomycota; Eurotiomycetes; Eurotiales; Aspergillaceae
Exons: 7
Coding region: 1-1779 (592 amino acids)
Molecular function (GO): FAD binding
Source: RefSeq, a predicted model, not a curated record
AUGGCCCAAGCAAACGAUACCAUCCCAAUCCUAAUCGUCGGCGGUGGUCCCUCAGGUCUAACCAUGGGAUACAUGCUAUCCCAACUAGGAGUCCCCUCCCUAAUAAUCGAGCGCUACCCAACCCGUCUCGAUGUCCCAAAGGCCCACGCCCUCUCCCCACGAUCCUUAGAACUAUGUCGCCAGUUCGGCCUUGACGUGAACGAGAUCCGGAAAUUAGGCACUAGUCGAGAGGAUGGAUGCUGGGUUAACUUUAUCACCAAUUUGUCUGGGAAGUUGGUGGGUAGGUUGCCGUAUGAGAGGAUGGAUAGGGAGGUUUUGGAUGCGACGCCUGCGAUGAUCCAUAAUGUUACGCAGCCGAUGUAUGAGGAUUAUGUUGCGGAGAGGGUUAGGGGGAGUGGUUUGGUUGAGAUUAGGAAGAAUCAUUCUUUUGUGAAGUUGCAGGAUUUCGGUGACCAUGUCCUCACUACUAUCGAAGAUCGGGACGCGCGGAAAGAGUACACGGUCAAAUCCAGCUAUGUGACUGCGUGUGACGGCGCAAAAAGUCCCGUUCGACAAUUUCUAGGAAUAGGAAGCGAAGGAGAGGAUUCCUACGAGCCCAUGAUGACCAUCCAUAUCAAUGUGGACCUACGGCCAGUGGUCAAGGAUAGAGCAGGGAUGUUGCAUUGGGUGAUGGACCCAGAAGUUUCCGGUUUCAUUAUUGGAUAUGAUUUAUCUGGGAACCAAGUGCUGAUUUGCAACUUUGACGCCGAGAAGCAUCCAGUCGAAUCAUGGAGCGAAGAUAUUUGUAGGAGGAUUGUCAAUGCGGCCAUCGGCACAGAAGUCCCCUACGAUGUGAUCAGCUACCGGCCAUGGGUUAUCAGCCGAAAAGUCGCUAAGCAGUAUCGCAAAGGCCGAGUGUUUCUAGCAGGCGAUGCAGCCCAUUCCUUCCCUCCCACCGGAGGCCUAGGGUUAAACUCCGGCCUCGGCGACGUCCAUAACCUAGUGUACAAACUGUCCGCUGUAUACCGCGGAUUUGCAGCAGACUGUUCGUUGAAUGGCUACGAGUACGAUCGACGACAAGUCGCGGUGGUCAAUUCUCAACAAAGCCUAAAGAAUGGAAAGCAGAUCUUCGGUCUGCUCAAGGCACUGGGAACCACUGAUCCUGAUGUAUCCAAGGCGCGUGAGAAUCUAUACCGGAACAUCGAAGAUCCUGAAACCAUGACGAAGAUUGACGAAGGUAUCGAAGGUCAAAGAGAGCACUUUGAUAACCUUGGUCUUCAUAUCGGAUAUGUGUAUGGAGACAGAGAGAUCCCAAAGAAUGCCUCGGUAUACGAACCCUCUUGUACGCCCGGGGCUCGACUUCCUCAUGCCUGGAUAAUACCUCUUUCUCCGGGACUAAUCAAGCUACCAGCUAUUGACUCUUCAUACAUAACAGAGCUAUCACCGGAAGAAGUGCAGGCUAAGCAAUUCUCAACCCUGGACUUGUGUCCAUUCGACACGUUCACUCUAAUUGCCGAUGAAUCGUCGGCUCCACACUUGGAGAAACGUGUUCAGUACCUGCAACUCUCAGGGCUGCUAUCGUCAUCUCCAAAGAUUCAAGUGGUCGUAGAAGGUCGAGACUUCGGCGUUCAGCCGGGUGUCAGCGGCGAGAAAUGGAUUGAGCUGAUGGGAUUGAGAAAAGGCCAGGCGACGUUAAUUCGUCCAGACCAACAUAUCUUGGCAUGCUUUGGCUUUGAGGAGGGAGCUUCUCAUGUCUUCCAGGCGUUGAGUGAAUAUUUUGAGUGGGAUAGACUGGAGUAA